Molecule: messenger RNA, 1749 nt
Organism: Gasterosteus aculeatus aculeatus (three-spined stickleback)
Lineage: Eukaryota; Metazoa; Chordata; Actinopteri; Perciformes; Gasterosteidae
Gene: map1lc3a
Product: microtubule-associated protein 1 light chain 3 alpha
Source: RefSeq, a predicted model, not a curated record
GUAAAGGAUCAAUCGGUAAACGGCCCCUUUAAAUCCCGCCGAUGACGUCAUCGCCUCUGUGUGCUUGCUUUGUUUGUCCGGAGCAGAUCUUCAGAGUGAACCCGGAGAGACGACCGGAGACAGUCCGCCGAACGCCCGCCAGCUCCUCCGUCACUGGGUGGCGUUGUGAGCGGUUAUAAUAAUAACCGCGUUUAUAACCGUGUAAUAACCGCGACAGAGAUGCCGUCCGACAGACCCUUCAAACAAAGGAGGACAUUCGCUGAUCGCUGCAAAGAGGUCCAGCAGAUCCGGGACCAGCACCCCAACAAGAUCCCGGUGAUCAUCGAGAGAUACAAGGGAGAGAAGCAGCUGCCCGUUUUGGACAAAACCAAGUUCCUGGUACCCGACCACGUCAACAUGAGCGAGCUGGUGAAGAUCAUCAGGCGCCGGCUGCAGCUGAACCCCACGCAGGCCUUCUUCCUGCUGGUCAACCAGCACAGCAUGGUGUCCGUGUCCACGGCGAUCUCCCAGAUCUACGAGCAGGAGAGGGACGAGGACGGCUUCCUCUACAUGGUGUACGCCUCGCAGGAGACCUUCGGCUGCUAGGGAGGGAGAGAGGGAGGGGUGGGGGGGUAGUAGAGAGCGAGAGAGGAUCCUCUCCGCUAUGUUACAGGCCCAGGUAGCAGCACCCUGUCAGUCAGAUUACACCCCGCCGCCAUACUUCAGUGCCCUCUUCUCAUUGGUCAGUAGAAAACUAGCAACAAAAAACCUAGAGGACGUCCCGCGUGUCUCCUCGUCCUCGUUAGUCAGACUCGUACCUGCGAGUGUUUUCUGUUCUCCAUUUUUGAAAUUUCCUCUAGUCUUCGUGAUCCCACGCAAGACUCUUAUUUUGAAAGGGUGGAAUGAAACCAGUGCGUGUGCAUGUUGGACAGCGAGUCUUGAGACCACGUGAGUCCAGAGCGGGACUAGAAGGGAAUGAGGUCACUGCUACGGAUUGUCGCUUUUAACUUUUAACUCAUUUUUCUUUUGAAUUCUCUUCAGUUUGAGUCAUUCGUGGACACGUCAGCUGAAAAACUGACAUUUUUACAUGUGCAAUAUGUGUAAGUGAGGUCGUUUCUGCAGAGCGGCUGGUCAAUAAGUAAAUCUCCUGCGUGUUGCUACGGUGGCCCAGAGCAGACAAACCAUACAAGUGUUUGACUUAGCGGCUCGCAGGCCACCGUAGUUCCAUUAGCAUCAAAUCUAUUUAACAGAACGAGUUCAGUCCCUCUAAGAGCACCGUUAACACAACGUGACGGACGUUUCUCUUCUCGUAAAAACACUGCGUUGAACUUCAGCCACGAGUCAGCAGAGCUUUUUCAUUUGGGAAUUCUUUUCACCGUAGCAGACAAACAUCAGAAGUGAAAUGUAUUAAAUGUUUGGAAUAAACAAGCUACUUUUGCACAUAAAUUGAUACAAGUGGCAUAGCUUUUCUUUUUAGGAGUUUGUGUAUAAAACUGAUUCUUUUGUAUCCGUGCGUCACUUUAUAGACAGAAGGUUGAGUGCACUUAACCUGCACGUUUGUCUUUUAUCAUAAAUGUCAAUUGAUUUCCUGCCAUAGAAAUGCAUUGUAAUGUUUUACCCCACAAACCAGAAAAGAAUCUACACGUAGAACAAAGACAUGAGUGUAUAAUCAAGCUUUUCAGAGGUGUGUGUGUGUGUAUAUAAAUAAAUAGAUGCAUUGCUGCAACAUUAUUCAAAGCAUUAGCCAAUAAAUGAAAAGUUGCUGUCAAA